Messenger RNA from Fusarium musae, 4377 nucleotides. RefSeq lists its product as uncharacterized. Gene Ontology annotation, molecular function: protein binding. Bases 1 to 4377 code for a protein of 1458 amino acids. The transcript is spliced from 2 exons. The record is from RefSeq and is a predicted model, not a curated record. NCBI's taxonomy places the organism in Eukaryota, Fungi, Ascomycota, Sordariomycetes, Hypocreales, Nectriaceae.
AUGGCAGAUACUCGUCGCGCAGAAUGGUUUCUCUCCAAAGCAUCACUCCAACCCCCUCCCCGUCUCGGUGGUCUGACCGAGCCACCCGCCCAAGAUUUCCUCCCAUUCAGCACUACCAACCGCGACGCAGCCCGCCAACUCCUCGUACAACAGAGAACAUCAGAUCCCAACUACAAACCCCCAGACCGACAAAAGCGACAUCUCUUCCGCUCCAAGGAGCAAAAGGCCGAAGCUUGCGAUACUUCACAAUGGAGCUUUACGAAACAUGAAGUCGCGAAAGCCUUCGAUGCGCUACUAGCACAGCAGACACUUCCGCCAGCUGGCGUUGCGCAAGCUCUCUUGUUGCAUACGACGCUUACUUCGUUGGAUGAGCUUUGGGGCCAUUUAAAUGAUGCGCAGUUAGAGAAAAGGAUGAAGAGGAAUAGGAUGAGCGAGAUCCUAAACUUCGAUUCCAACGGCAUGACUUGGCUGGACACAGUGACAUCUCGCGAUAACUUCAACUACGUUCACUUGCUAUGUCAAACACAAGCCAGCCAAGGAGUCUUGAACAGAGCGUUUGGCAUGGCCUUGUCCAGAUCAUCCCUCGAGUCUAUGAAGCUUCUGCUGAGCUUUGGGGCAGUGGCAUCUGAUUACCAAGAUCUCAUUAACCAACAUAUACGAGCCAGGAAUCUGGAGUUGGUGAAGCUUCUACUAUCUGCGCCCAACUCGAUGGCACCCUCAGAUUGGAAAGCGUGCCUCGAACAAGAUUUCGCACGGGCAGAAGCAGGAGAAGCUUUGUCCCUCUCAUUCAUCCUUCUGCUCCUAUCCCAGCGCCCAGAACUAGUCUCAGGCUCAUUUCUUCUUUGUGCACUGAGAUUACAGAGCUACCAAGCAACAGCUGUGAUGCUGGGCUACGCAUACUCCAACCAGGUCUUCUUCGCUAUUCGUCACCAGGCCUGCGAAAUCAUAUCUCAGUACCAGAACGCCAACCAGAGACUAGCCUUCCUCACUCUCCUGUCUCAUUCUGGUAUCAUUGGAGACAACCUGGUCACUCGAGAGGAGCUUGUCAAAGAAGUACUCGCUCGCCACUUACCACUUGUCAAACUACUUGUGCAUGCUGGCGUGGCAAUUGAUGUCCCUCCACACAAUGCUUUAAAGUGGGCAGUCUCACAACUAGACUUUGGAAUACUGGAGAUUCUUAGACAUGGGAGCCUUUCGUCGCCUGCGUCCCAAGUACUGAGCUACCUGCCCGAUAACAUCCCAGAGCCUGACAUGGUUCAUUUCAUGAAUAUGUUUGGAUCUAUGGGUCUGGGAGGACAACAGCUUGACUCAUGCCUUGUUCGUGCCGCGCACAGGAAGCAACAGCACCUUGCCGGAACUCUGCUCCAUUAUGGUGCGUCAGUCGAGGCUGAAGAAGCUGCUGCCAUCCGCGCAGCUAUCGCAUCUGCUGAUAUGUAUGUGCUCAGCUUGCUCUUACAAGGGCAGUGUGCAUCGACUAUACUUUCAACGUUAGUUCCUACGGCCAUGGAAGUAUCGCCAAGAACCAUGCGGUUCGGUGUAAUGCAAUGUCUUAUUAGAAAGGGUGUUGAAAGACAGUCACUUGGUACGGCUCUAAUUCAGCUCAUAUCUGAAGAGGGUGAUAUCGACUCUGACCUCAUCAAACUUCUUAUCGACAAUGAUGCGCCACUGGACUCGGGUCCGGACCUCGAUAAUUCCCCGCUUGUACAGGUCAUAAAGAAAGGAGAUGUCACAGUCCUCAACAUGCUCUGCGGCGCGAAGCCUACAACAGAGGCAUUGGCUUCUGCUCUUCCCUUUGCGUUCAACACCAUUGACGCUUUUGGCUACGAUGUUUCGCUUGAGUUAAUGACUCUACUUCUCAAGCAGGGUGCAUCAGGCCUACCAGUACACGAAACAUUCCUCAAGGCAAUCUCAUCAGAUGCACCCAUCGACUUUGUGCAGUUGUUGACAGAGCAUGGCGCCGACGUCAACUACUCGUCUGGCCAAGCUUUUGUGACGGCAAUUGAGAUGGACAAGCCUGCACUCUUGGAACUGCUAUGCUCUGCAUCUCCACCAACUCAAGCAACAGUCAAUGCUUCUCUACCUAAGCUCAUCGAAACAAAGCAUUACAGUCUCUCCAACAUCGAGCUCUUCCUGAGCUACGCAUCGCGCGCAACACCAAAGCCAUCUCUCACAAAUACCUAUGCUCUUAUCAAAGACCACCCGCAGCGUUCAGAGCUCUUGCCUUGUCUUUUGCGCCAUGGCCUCGAUAUAAAUGAGGAAUCUGGUAUGAUUCUCUGCCUCGCAGUUCGAGAACCCGACAUGGACCUCAUCAAGUCAAUUCUUGCUCUUGAUCCUAGUAUCGCUACACUUUCCAACGCCUUUCGCGAGGCAUGCCAAGUCGAGGAUGCGGAUAUGAAGCUUGAUCUUAUGGACCGUCUGCUACAGAAGGCUUCUCCGGCUGAGAUUGGACAAUCCAAAGCACUGCUGCAAGAAACCCAAGCGGCUCUUGACGGAGACAUGGAUGGGCUUUGGCUGCUUCUCGGCCACAAAGCCAACGUCAACUUCAACAACGGCGAAGCUGUUCAAGCAGCUGCUUCAAACAAAGCAGGGUAUCCAAUCAUUCUCAACAUGCUCCUCUCAGCUGGCGCCACGGACGUUACCGUCGAGGAGGCAUUUGACGCUGCUAGUAACGCUGAUACACCAGCAUUCAUCAAAACAGGCAUCUUUGGAAGUCUAUUUGCUUUCAACAAAGAUAUUUCAGUUGAUAUUAUAUCUCGAGCUUUUGUCAAAGCCCUCGAAAGCCACCCUGAUGAUGAACAUCUCCCAAACUUGCUCCUAGAACAUGGUGCUGGUGCUCAAGUACAGCUAGCCAUGUUUGAGGCUGCGGCUGGAGCCUCUCCAGGUGGCCUCUUUCAGAAGCUUCUGCGCAAGGUCUCCGACUAUCCUAUGCGCAAUGAGAUCUUCGAGUAUAUCCGAAUGCAAACUACCAUGUCAUCGAUGGAUAGAUAUCAAGCCUACGAGACCCUUCUGAAGCAAGGCGUGGCCAAGACUCAGAUCUCUGAGGCUCUCGUAACGUCAAUUAGGAACGAGCCUACUAAUCGAGAAAUUCCUAUGUUGCUCCUCAACAACGGCGCUCAGGUCAACUACAAGAACAACGAAGCGUUCGCUGCAGCGUUUCAGUCGCGCAACUUAGAGAUGUUCGAACUCCUUUGCUGUUACCUAGUGAAAGGCGAGCAUGACGAGGCAGCGAAGCUCGUCUUUGAGCAUCCGUAUCUACGAGAGAAUCCCUGUGUUACGGUUGAACAAAGUGUUCGUGCGAAUAUCUACAAGAGUGUUCUAACCUGCAACAUUGAUCCGAAGAGUAUCUACACCACGCUCGUUCACUUCCUCGAUUCACCAGAGUCCAACCUUGCCAUUGUGGAGCUUCUUCUCGAGCAUGGCGUGGAUCCCAAUGAUGAGGAUGGUCACUGCUUCUAUCUCGCAGCACGACACAAAGUGGAAUCUCACUUCCGAGCUCUGUGUAAAUACGCAGACCUGACCAUUGUCCUACCCACGCUUUCACGUCGCAUUGUGAAAGAGCAUAAUGUGACGCGCUGGUUCAAAAUCUGUCUUGAGAUGCAGCCCUCUCAAAUUGCGGCUUUGCCAGACUACGUGACACCAGAUUCCAAGAUACCCACCAUCUUUCUCACACUCCUCAACAAGUCACGAGCUCCCAUUCUCGAGGCUUUACUAAAGCUUGAUGGCACCAACGUUCUCAACCAAACCAUCUCCGGAUCAAAGUUCAGUUCUCUAGCUUCGUACCCGAAGAAGUCCAAACUUGAGUUUACAGCUCUCUUCGAAGACGAAGACGAGAUCCCGCCACGUGAAGCAUCACUCUUUCUUGGCAACCUUGACGCCUUCAAGUUAAUCAACAGUACUAUGCUCCCUGAUGACGGCACACUUCAUCUAGCAGCUCUCCUUGCCCUUCCUGAUUUCACAGACUGGCUUCUCUCAACCCACGAGCCAAACUAUGAGGAAGAAAACUUUGGCUUCAUGGUUCCACUGGCACUAACAUGCUACUCUAAGCCAUUCCCUUGGUGUAAGGUUGCCAACGAGGAACAAGAGUGGUUCUCUCGCUUAGAGGAGACCAUCAAGAUUCUGAUCCCAAAGACAUUGUCCAGCUGGAGAUAUCGGCAGAAACUUCCGUUGCAUCUUGCACUGGAGAAUGGGAGCCGAGUUACUAUGGCUAUGUUGAAUGUGCUGAACGCGAGAGGUAUCGGGAAUAGAGAUAAGUAUUUGUAUACUGAUAAGACGGGUAUGCAGUACUCGCCUUGUGAGUAUGUUGAGACGUUUGUAGAAGUUGAAGAUGAGGAAAAGGUCAAGCUGAUCAAGAUUCUCCAGGAGCAUGGAUUAAACUGA